Molecule: messenger RNA, 1180 nt
Organism: Arabidopsis lyrata subsp. lyrata
Lineage: Eukaryota; Viridiplantae; Streptophyta; Magnoliopsida; Brassicales; Brassicaceae
Product: acyl-protein thioesterase 2
Exons: 9
Coding region: 216-902 (228 amino acids)
Molecular function (GO): hydrolase activity
Source: RefSeq, a predicted model, not a curated record
AAGGGUGAGAUUUUGUCAACAUUUAAUACUAAGAUUUUUAUGUCAUAAGGCUCCUUUGGUGGUCUACAAAAAGAAAAAAGGAAACACUCAUUUCUAUUAUAAAUACACAAUGUCUUCCCUUGCCUUCUCUUAUAUCUUUCAUCUCUGGUGCAAGUUAAAAGCUUCCAAACAAAAAACAUAAAAACAGUUUAAAUACAAGUUCUUCUCACCAAAGCAUGGCUUCUAGUAGUGCGAACAUAAAAUUUGGGAAAACUUUCUAUGUUUGGCCCACAGGAGUUCAUAAAGCCACAAUAAUUUGGCUACAUGAUGUCGAAUUCACAGGCUACUGCUCAGUUGCGGCUCUGAAAAGUUUGAAGCAUCCUAAUAUAAAAUGGAUUUGCCCGACUGCUCCUAAGCGUCCCGUUACCUCCUUGGGUGGGGAGGUAACCACUGCAUGGUGCGACAUGACAAAAGCUUCUGAGAACAUGCUAGAUGAUUUUGAAAAUUUAAAUGAUGUAAAUGAAUAUAUUACCAGCAUUUUCUCUUGUGAACCAGAAAAUGUUAUGAAAGGACUAGGAGGAAUCGGCUUGGGUGCAGCACAAGCUCUCUAUUAUACGAGUUAUUAUGCCUUUGGAUGGGUUCCCAUAAGCCCACAAAUUGUUAUAGGAAUCAAUGGUUGGCUUCCUGGAUGGAGGAGAUUAGAAUACAAUAUGUGUAAUACUACUUUAGGGGCUGCAAAUCGUGCUGCGACAUCACAAAUCUUACUUAUGCAUGGAACUUCUGAUGAUGUUAUUUCCUCUGCGUUUGGAUACAAAUGUGCUGACUCCUUUCGAAAAGCUGGAUUUCCAACUUUGUUCAAACAAUGCGGAGGGGAUCAUGUAAUGAAUGAGAUCAGUGUUUGGCUCAGAAACUUUGGGCUUUGAAGAUAUGGUGAAACUCUACAUAAAGAAAAUAAUUGGAGAGCAAAACUAUCGUACAAUAUUAUAAAAUGUUUUAUUAUAUUUUUAUGUCUUCGCUAUUCGUAAUCAAUAUUUAAUGUAUUUUUCGUUCGAAACCUUAAGAAAAAAGAGCGAAAUAUCUUUUUCUAUUAUAUCUUAGUAAAAUUUAUAUUUAUGGUCAUUUGGCGAAAUAAAUGAAAAUGAUGUUGUGUUGAACUGCCGAAUAUAUCAUUAUAAUUUAUAACAUAUUAUUUGAUAUUGCA